Vollenhovia emeryi is the source of this 1687-nucleotide messenger RNA. Its product is annotated as protein takeout-like. The coding region runs from base 308 to 1114 and encodes 268 amino acids. The record is from RefSeq and is a predicted model, not a curated record. NCBI's taxonomy places the organism in Eukaryota, Metazoa, Arthropoda, Insecta, Hymenoptera, Formicidae. The transcript is spliced from 5 exons.
AGUAGUGGCACCUUUAGAGUAGGGGAACCACUGCGCAUAUAAGACAGGAUUUGAAGGGGUCCCGUCUUUAGUUUAUUACAAAGAAGCCGCACAACUCGUUGGCAAGAACAUUCAAUUUUCGUUCGCAUUGAAUUUCUUCCUGAUAUCGAGCCCUUUCACGAAUUCAUUGACAUCGCGGCCUGUAAUUUCUGUGCGUUCUCACAAAAUUGCCAAAAGAGUUGCCGGUGUUGGAAUUAAAAAUAAAUCUUUCUACGUAGAACGAGAAAGUGAGGAGUGUCGUGUUUAUCGGGAAGAGCGGACCACCGGGAUGGCCUUCGCGAAGACAGCUUCCACUCUACUCCUGGGUCUUUGGUGGGCCAUCUUGGUAUCCUGCGAGGACCAAAAUGUCACGGAAACGAUCAACAGCGGAUUCAACGAGCCAGAUUUCCCUACUCCCGAAUACAUACUGCCAUGCAGCAGGAAAGACCCAAAGAUCGAUUCGUGUUUUCUUAACACGCUCACUCAUGUCCAGCCAUAUUUGGUGAAAGGUAUCCCAGAUUUGAGCGUGCCUCCCAUAGAACCGCUGGUGAUUCCCGAACUGAAGAUGGAGAAUGGUCAAGGUCCAGUGCGUGUUAGGGCGAUUUUCACUAACAUUACCGCGAUAGGACCAGGAAACUACAGCAUCAGCAAAGUACGAGUGAACAUAUCAUCCUAUAGGUUCGACCUACAUCUGUCUUUGCCGAAGAUCGAUAUUCAUGGCAGUUACGACAUCAACGGGAACGUACUUCUCUUCCCUAUUCAAAGUCACGGCGAAUUUUGGGCAUUAUUCGGCGACGUGAAGGCCAUCGCUCGCAUGCAAGGUGUCGAGGAAGUGAGGGACGGUGUUCGUUACAUGAAGAUCUCUCGACUGUUAGUGGACUUCAGUCUCAGUCGAGCCAGAUUUCGCAUAAACGAUCACCUGAAUGGCAACAACGUGAUCGGCCAGGCGAUGAACCAAUUCCUGAAUCAGAACAUCAAAGAGAUAAUCGAGGAGAUGAGACCGGCGGCCAGUUCAAGUAUCGCCAAGUACUUCAAGGACUUUCUGAACGGCGUUUUCACCAAAAUGCCCCUGAAAGUUUGGAUGCACGAUACGUAACAGUUCCCAAUACCGGCUAACGUACAAAGUUGUCACGCGCGCGGCAUCCAUGGCUGCUGCAAUACUUCAUUGAAACGCGAACACACAUUUCAUAAUUGCAAAACGGUAUCCCUAUUGUAAUAAUGCAUAGUAAAUAGCGCACAAGCAAUCUUAAUUUGUUAAGAUUUAUAAUACAUAAGAGAUAUCUAUACGAGCAACGAGCAUUAAUAUAAUUUGUCAUUCAAAUAAUACCAAUUGUUUGAAACGCAAUUCGCACGUAUGUUGAAUUAAAGUAAAUAAUGAUUACUACAAAUUUAUUAGGCUUAAACAAAUUUGAAAAUAAUAAGCCUGGGUCGACAGUGUCAACGUUUCUAAACUCCGUUUUCAAAAUUGUUAAAUCUGAAAUGUUAAAUUUUGUUGUUAACUGAUAAAAUAAUAUGCGGUUUAUUUAUAGUUAUACGAUUAUUUUCUCCUUCAUUAGAUUAUUGCGAUUUAUCGUAUCAUAAGAUUUGUCAUAGAGCUGUAACAUAAAAAUAGAAUUACGAAGCUGUAUAAAAUAGUUGUAUUUAGUAAAGCGUAUUAAUAAUUAAUAAA